Molecule: messenger RNA, 823 nt
Organism: Linderina pennispora
Lineage: Eukaryota; Fungi; Kickxellomycota; Kickxellomycetes; Kickxellales; Kickxellaceae
Product: adaptor-related protein complex 3 sigma 1 subunit, isoform CRA_a
Exons: 1
Coding region: 218-721 (167 amino acids)
Biological process (GO): intracellular protein transport; Golgi to vacuole transport
Cellular component (GO): AP-3 adaptor complex; membrane coat; intracellular membrane-bounded organelle
Source: RefSeq, a predicted model, not a curated record
AAGCCUUGCUACUUUUUUUCCUUGUGCGAGGCGUGAAAACGCGCCUCCCUACCGCUUGACGCGCGCCUCGCAACCAAGUCGUAUUUUCGGCACCUGCCCUGCCCAUAGCAGCUCCGCGCAGACCACUGCAGGCUAUUUUCCUUUGCUCGACUCAGUCUCAAACCUCGCAUUGUCCUCUCCUCCCUCGCGUCCUUUCCUUCCUCCCUUCUUUUCUCCAAUGAUCGAGUCGGUCCUUAUAUUCAACCAGCUGGGCAAGCCGCGGUUGAUAAAGACAUACAAGCAGCUGGACACGGCGACACAGCAGCAGCUGUUGCGCGAAAUCCACAGCCUGGUAUCGAAGCGCUCUGACACGCUCUGCAAUUUCCUACACGGCUCGCAGCAGCUGGUCGGCUCGAGCUCGCGCAUCGUGUACCGGCACUACGCAACCCUGUACUUUGUCUUCAUAGUCGAUAGCUCCGAGAGCGAGCUGGGCAUUCUCGAUCUGAUCCAGGUCUUUGUCGAGGCGCUGGACCGUGUAUUUGAGAAUGUGUGUGAGCUCGACCUGAUCUUCCACUUUGACGACGUGCACUAUAUUUUGUCCGAGGUUGUUUCUGCCGGCAUGGUCGUCGAGACGAACCUGGCGGAGAUUUCAAAGGCAGUUAAUGAGGGCCGCAGGCAAAAAAAGCCCCUGCCCGAACCGUCCCGCGUCGGUAUUGGGGCGCUGCGGCGCGGAUUCGUUUAGAAACAGAUUUUUUUCCUUCCUUCCUUGCUGCUGCGGUUCGAAUCAGCCAGCCUGUCCUCCCCCACUUCCCUUAAAACCACGAUCUCUUCUUGUUUCUUUUUU